AUGAAGCUCGCUUUAUUUUUUAUGUUAUCAGUGACGGCUGUCACGAUGGCCAACGUACUAUCCCGAGGGCUCAAAAAUGCAAAUGACCUCUUCACAUACAGCAUGUUCUCUGAAAUAGUAAGAGAAAAGCCUCAACAGAGUGUGGUGAUGUCACCAUUCUCCGUUUUGACCCCAUUAGCCCAGCUCGCCGUUGCCUCUGAGGGAGAAUCACACGAUGAGCUUUUGAAGGCAAUUGGCAUGCCCAAUGAUCAUUUGACGAAAGCUGCAUUUUAUCAGAAUGGACAGAUCCUCAAAUCAGUGAGAGGUGUAAAUUUUAAAACAGCAAGUAAAGUAUACAUCGGCAACAACUAUCAACUAAAUGAAGACUUUGCAACGUCCACUCGUGAUGUAUUUAAUUCCGAAAUUAAAAAUAUCGACUUUUCACAAGCGCAAAGAGCCCCAAACGAAAUCAACUCCUGGGUUGAAGACCAAACUAAUAAAAAAAUUAAAGACCUCGUUGAUCCCCAUUCAUUGGAUGCCGCUACUCGAGCUGUUCUGGUGAACGCUAUAUACUUUAAGGGUCACUGGAAGAUUCCGUUCAGACCUUCCGCCACAAAUGACAGGCCGUUUUAUGUUACAAAAAAUACGUCAAUUACAAUUCCAAUGAUGUCCCAAGAAUCUGACUUCAAAUAUGCUGAGGUCCCGGAACUAGAUGCCACGAUUCUUCAAUUGUUCUAUGAAGGAAAUGAUGCUUCCAUGAUACUAGUACUCCCGAAUGAAGUCGACGGAAUCACGCGGUUGGAGGAGAAGUUGAGAGACCCAUCAGCACUGAACGACGCAAUUUAUAAGAUGUACUCAACUAAAGUGGAGGUCACAAUUCCUAAGUUCAAAAUAGAGACUACAACAGACCUGAAAGAAGUUUUAUCAAAGAUGGGCGUUAAAAAAUUGUUUACACCCGGCCAAGCUCAUUUAAGUAAACUGAUAAAAGGAGAGGAUGAGCUCGAAAUAAGUGAUGCUAUUCAAAAGGCUUUCAUUGAGGUCAAUGAAGAAGGGGCUGAAGCUGCAGCAGCUAAUGUAUUCGCUGUUGGCUUCGCCGCUGAAUUUAUUCCGGAACAGCCUAAGAGGUUUCUUGCUGAUAGACCAUUCUACUUCGAAAUAAGGCUCAACGAUUUAAUCAUUUUCAACGGUGUUAAAGCUAAUUAA
Pieris macdunnoughi is the source of this 1182-nucleotide messenger RNA. Lineage: Eukaryota; Metazoa; Arthropoda; Insecta; Lepidoptera; Pieridae. The record is from the annotation of a GenBank genome assembly.